AUGAAACUUCAACUCUUGGCUCUCCUUUCGCUCGUAGCUAGCAUUUAUGCCUUCCCUUCAUUGGAAAGCAACGUUUAUGAGUUAGGUCAGCCAAUCCAGAAAAAUGAUGCGGAAGACAGAAUCAGAGAAGGAUUUGCGAAAUUUAUUGAAAAAAUUCAAAAUGAAGGUUAUGAUCCGUUCGAAAUAGACAGGAGAGAGAUUAAUAUGAACAUUCCAAUCGUAGGACUUGUAUUUAACGCUUUCAUUGAGAAUGUGCGAAUCUCUGGACUCAGUGACAUUCGCAUCAGCAGAUUGGAAUACAGUUACCGCUUGAACAGAUUGCUUAUUGAUGUAUACAUUCCCGAAAUUGAGGUUUUAUUUGACAACACUAAAUUCGGAGCCGUUAUCCGCAGAAAAGAAUAUGAAGGUGAUAUGAAUGGCAAUGUAUAUAUAAACGAAUUCCGUAUCCGAGGUGUUGUUUACGUUAAUGUCGAUGUCAUCGGGCAAGUCUCUCUUCGAAGUAUUUCAUUGGACUCCAGCCUUAACGGUAUUGAGGCCAACAUGAACGCUGUGAUUAAUGGAGAGGAUAGUUCUGAAUACAUGAACAAUCUGUUCAGCGUAAGGAUCCCCAACUACUUCAAUGAAAACAAGGCAAGUAACAAAUUAACCUUUGUUAUACAGGGUGACUGGUGA
Danaus chrysippus (African queen) is the source of this 672-nucleotide messenger RNA. Lineage: Eukaryota; Metazoa; Arthropoda; Insecta; Lepidoptera; Nymphalidae. The record is from the annotation of a GenBank genome assembly.